AUGACUAUUCAGGCAUCUCGUUCACUGUUAAAAUUAUUAAUCCAAACACCGUUAUUAUCUCUAUCAACAAAAAGAUAUGCAUUGCGAACGUCCAAUAUACUGCACUUGAAUCAGAAAGCAUACAAUUCAUAUGGAAAUAGUGACGAAUAUUCCUUUCUUAGCCCAAUUCCAGAGGCUCAGCUUCGAUCAAAGUUACCUCGAAAUACUAUUAUCAAUUUCGUUCCACAACAAGAAGCGUGGGUUAUAGAGCGAUUUGGAAAGUUUGAUCGAAUUUUACCACCAGGUCUGGCUCUUGUUAUUCCAUUUAUCGAACGAAUAAAGUACGUUAAAAGUCUUAAAGAAAUUUGUUUAAAUAUUCCUACCCAAAGUGCUAUAACACAAGACAAUGUUACACUAGAACUUGAUGGUGUAUUAUAUAUAAAAGUCAUUGAUCCAUACAAGGCAUCUUAUGGCGUUGAAGAUGCCGAAUAUGCAAUCGCACAAUUGGCACAGACAACGAUGCGGGCUGAAAUUGGUCAAAUGACCUUGGAUAGAACAUUGGCGGAGCGUUCUCACUUAAAUGCAAAUAUAGUUUCCGCAAUUAAUAGUGCUGCAAUAGAUUGGGGUGUCGAAUGUUUAAGAUACGAAAUACGUGACAUUAAACCACCUGAAAAGGUUGUGGAGUCUAUGCAUUCUCAGGUAUCUGCUGAGCGGUCCAAAAGAGCUUCUAUUUUAGAAUCUGAAGGCGCGAGACAAGCUGCCAUUAACGUUGCGGAAGGUGAGGCUGAAGCUAUUCUUCUUCGUGCUGAUGCUACGGCUGAAGGUAUUCGGCGAAUUGCUUUGUCUAUAAAAGAAAGUCAUGGUCCUGAAGCAGUUGCUCUCACCGUUGCUGAAAAAUACGUAGAAGCUUUUGGACAACUUGCUAAACAAGGCAAUUCUGUAAUUGUACCAGCUUCCGUCAGUGAUGCUGGAUCAAUGAUUGCUCAGGUAUUCAUAGGGACUAUUCAUUUUCAUGUUUUGUGA
This is a messenger RNA of Ambispora leptoticha, 1002 nucleotides long. NCBI's taxonomy places the organism in Eukaryota, Fungi, Glomeromycota, Glomeromycetes, Archaeosporales, Ambisporaceae. The record is from the annotation of a GenBank genome assembly.